Molecule: messenger RNA, 1106 nt
Organism: Vigna radiata var. radiata (mung bean)
Lineage: Eukaryota; Viridiplantae; Streptophyta; Magnoliopsida; Fabales; Fabaceae
Exons: 8
Coding region: 132-824 (230 amino acids)
Biological process (GO): protein ubiquitination
Cellular component (GO): membrane
Molecular function (GO): zinc ion binding; ubiquitin-protein transferase activity
Source: RefSeq, a predicted model, not a curated record
AACCAUUAAAAGUGCAAAAAUAUAGUGAUUUUUUCAUAGUCACUUGGUUAGCUCCCUCUCACUCAUACACUCACUCUAAGGCUAUCUCCACUACACUUUUCCCAGUUGUAUCCAUUUUCAGGAUCAAAUCAAUGCGGGAGCACGUGGUUUUAUCUGUUGUUGAUCCUCUUCUUGCAGCAUCUUUGCAACCUGAGCACGGUGGCGAUCAAGAAAAAGAUCUUACCCUAAUGGUGGAGUGUCGCAUUUGCCAGGAAGAUGACACUAUUCAAAAUUUGGACAUACCCUGUGGAUGCAAUGGAACCUUGAAGUUUGCUCAUAGGGAAUGUGUUCAGCAAUGGUGCUACGAGAAGGGUGAUACAAUUUGCGAAAUCUGCCAUCAGCCAUUCAAACCUGGCUAUUCUGCGACAACAACUGUUUACCAUCCUGGAGAUACUUCAAUUGAUAUCAGUGAUGACUGGGAAAGCUCUAGUAUUCCUUUAGAUUUGCACAAUUCUCGACUUUUGGCUAUUGCAGCUGUAGAGCACCAAGUUCCAGAGAUUCGUGAAGGUUAUGCCAAUGCUGCUGGCACUAGUGGAAUUACAUUGUGGCACUCGGUUGGUCUAAUUUUAAUGGCUCUUUUACUUCUGAAGAAUGUUGCUCCCCUCUUCAAUGCUGAUGUGGAGAAAGUUUUAACGUAUUUUUAUUUUUUCUUUCUUCGUACGGCUGCUGUUGUCCUUCCUUGGUAUCUUAUGGCCUGGAUAAUUCGCGUAAUACAGCAUCAAAGGCAAAGACAACAAGCACCUGAAGAACUUGCAUUUAUGCUACAAGCAGACGAACAAGGUUAGCAGUUUGCAAUAUCACCAGGAUCUAUUUUUCACUGAUUAAUUCCCGUAAGUGCUGUGGAAUACCAUCCCUAAUACAAGGACCUUACAAAUUGUGGUUGGAUCAGUAGUGCAACAGAAUAAGAUCUGACGGCUCUGUUUCUGGUUCUCCAUUUGUAUCUUUCUCGGGUUAUAAUACCCCACCUCCCUCCUUUUCUCACUCUUUCUUCUGUAAAUAGGUAUAUUAUACAUAAUCUCAUCAGCCCAAAUACAGCUGCUAAUUGGGAAAUUGGUGUUAUCUGGAAA